Molecule: messenger RNA, 315 nt
Organism: Dovyalis caffra
Lineage: Eukaryota; Viridiplantae; Streptophyta; Magnoliopsida; Malpighiales; Salicaceae
Source: the annotation of a GenBank genome assembly
AUGGCCAUGGAGUGGGAAUUUAUCACGUUGGGAAUUUUCAAAUACAUACGCGAGAUACUUUGUCUCAUUGGAUUUUUGCAUGUGAAACUUAUACGAAAAACACUUGUGCUUUUCCAGCUUCAAUCGGGCAACAACGAUGUUGAAACGAACUGCUGUACAGAUCGGUGGUUAAACGAGAAAUCUGAAUUACAGGUGAUGGAACAAUGCACUUUCAAAUGUGCAUUGACGAAAAAAAUCAAAGAUGUAGUUACCUGUGAUGUUGUGGCAUUAGAUUUUGUUAAAUGGUUUUUUACAAUCCUUACCUAUGGGACAUAG